Mobula hypostoma (lesser devil ray) is the source of this 2343-nucleotide messenger RNA. It is a transcript of the gene sdad1, whose product is annotated as SDA1 domain containing 1. Gene Ontology annotation, biological process: ribosomal large subunit export from nucleus; ribosomal large subunit biogenesis. Gene Ontology annotation, cellular component: nucleolus. Lineage: Eukaryota; Metazoa; Chordata; Chondrichthyes; Myliobatiformes; Myliobatidae. The record is from RefSeq and is a predicted model, not a curated record. Bases 55 to 2103 code for a protein of 682 amino acids. The transcript has 22 exons.
UAUUAGCGAGAGCGGCACGUUGUGUGCCGGUCCGACCGGGGAACUGGUGCCGCGAUGUCCGUGAGGAACAACAAUAAGCUGCCCAGUAACCUGCCACAGCUGCAAAACCUCAUUAAAAGGGACCCGCGCUCCUACACCGAGGAGUUCCUGCAGCAAUAUAACCAUUACCAGUCCAAUGUGCGUAUUUUCCAGCUACAGCCGGACAAACCUAGUAAAGAACUUUCUGAACUGGUGAUAUUUCUUGCACAGGUUGCACAUUGUUACCCAAAUGAACUGACCAACUUUGCCCAAGAAUUAAAAGAUCUUCUCUUCUCUCAUCACACAAUUCUGGACUCAGAUUUGCGAAUGACAUUUUGUAAAGCUUUGAUUUUAUUAAGAAAUAAGAACCUCUUGAAUCCUACAAGUUUGCUGGAAUUGUUCUUUGAACUGCUGAGGUGUCAAGACAAACUCUUACGUCAGACCCUGUACUUGCACAUUGUGACUGACAUCAAAAAUAUCAAUGCCAAACACAAAAACAACAAAGUGAACACAGUUUUACAAAAUUUUAUGUACACAAUGUUGAGGGACAGCAACCCCAUAGCAGCCAAGAUGUCCCUGGAUGUAAUGAUAGAACUAUACAAAAGAAACAUCUGGAAUGAUGCAAAGACUGUGAAUGUCAUCACCACAGCUUGCUUCUCAAAAGUGACCAAGAUUUUGGUUGGCGCUUUGAAGUUCUUUCUGGGUAAAGACAUAGAUGAGAAAAAUGACAGUGAUUCAGAUUCCGAGGAUGAAGGAAUCACAAUGCGAGACAUGACCACGAGAUUUGCAACUGGAAAGAAAUCAUCAAAAAAUAAAAAGAAGCUGGAAAAGGCUUUGAAAGUCUUAAAAAAACAUAAAAAGAAGAAAAAGGCAGAAGUAUUUAACUUUUCAGCUAUUCACCUCAUUCAUGAUCCACAAGGCUUUGCAGAGAAACUUUUCAAACAGUUGGAAAACUCUAAGGAAAGGUUUGAAGUUAAGAUGAUGAUGAUGGAUCUAAUAUCAAGGUUAAUUGGAAUUCAUGAGCUAUUCCUUUUUAACUUCUACCCAUUCAUACAACGUUUCCUCCAGCCACAUCAAAGAGAUGUGACCAAGAUUCUUCUUUAUGCUGCACAGGCUGCCCAUCAAUUGGUUCCUCCAGAGAUUAUUCAAACAUUAGUGAUGACAAUAGCAAACAACUUUGUCACAGACAGAAAUUCUGGUGAAGUUAUGACAGUCGGGAUUAAUACCAUCAAAGAAGUGAGUGCACGCUGUCCACUUGCCAUAACAGAAGAUCUGCUCCAGGACCUUGCUCAAUACAAAACCCACAAAGAUAAAAAUGUGAUGAUGUCUGCCAGAUGCUUGAUUCAGCUUUUUAGAACCAUGAACCCUCAGCUGCUGCACAAGAAAGACAGGGGUAAACCAACAGAAGCCUCAAAAGAAGCCAGAUGCCAUGAAUAUGGGGAAUUGGAUUCUAAAGACUACAUCCCAGGAGCAGAAGUGCUGGAAGAGGAAGGUGAAGAGGAUAAUGAUGGAUGGGAGAGUACGAGUAUCGAUGAGGAUGAAGAUGAUGAAGGUUGGAUUGAUGUUCAUCAUUCUUCAGAUGAAGAACAGCAGAAAGAGUUGGUGGAGAAGGUGAAGACCAUGCCCACAGAAGCACGCAAAGCAAAAGCAGCACUUGUCAGUGCUAGUCGCCUCCUCACACAGGAAGACUUCAAGAAAAUCCGACUGGCCCAGAUAGCUAAAGAGGUUGACCCUGCCCCUGGCAAAAGUCAGAAGAGGAAGAUUGAGGACAGCAGUGAUGACGAAAGCAAAGGAGAGCUGCUUUCACUGCGAGAUAUAGAACGGCUGCAUAAAAAGCCUAAAUCAGAUAAAGAAACUCGACUAGCAACAGCUAUGGCUGGAAAAUCUGAAAGAAAUCAGUUUGUGAGAAAGAGAACCAAGUUGAAUCCAUUUGCGAGCACAACUAACCAAGACAAGAAAAAGAAAAAGAACUUUAUGAUGAUGAGAUACAGCCGCAAUGUCAGAUCAAAAGGCAAACGUUCCUUCAGGGAAAAACAGAUUGCUUUGCGAGAUGCUCUCUUGAAGAGAAAGAAACAGAUUAAAUAAGGAAUUAAUAACGAGAAAACACAAUAGAAAACAAAUAUUGUAGCCAUGAAGAUAUGUGACUCCUGCAUUACAGAGGGUUUGCAUUCCCAGGAAGUGGCCCGAAAUUUGAAGCUACAUCACGUGCAUAUGCGUCAAGAAACAGGAGUUGGGAAAAAUUGUUUAUUUGUAUAUUUUUCACAAAUUCUGUAAGAGUUCUCUAAAUUCUGUUUAAGUAAAUUUUUGUUAUUCAAGUGGCUAUAA